Alternaria rosae is the source of this 1818-nucleotide messenger RNA. Its product is annotated as fatty acid desaturase. Lineage: Eukaryota; Fungi; Ascomycota; Dothideomycetes; Pleosporales; Pleosporaceae. The record is from RefSeq and is a predicted model, not a curated record. Gene Ontology annotation, biological process: lipid metabolic process. The coding region runs from base 198 to 1547 and encodes 449 amino acids. The transcript has 3 exons.
CUCAUAGCUCAUUGCUACACCAACAUGCGUUUGUGCCAUUGUCGCUUACCAUAGUCUUUGUAUUUGUCAGUUCGGUCUUUCCUUUUCAGCACUACACAGUGCUUGUUUCCUGUUCGUUCUAGCGGGCGCCAGCCGUUGCUAUCGUUAUCGACACAUCGCGACAACACCAGCACCAAGCGUAUCAAAUCAUCAACGAAAUGGGCAAACUGGCUUUUCCGCUCGACAAAGAGCUUACGGGGCCGGAUAGGGUUGUUCUGAACAUACUACAGAAGGAGUACGAGUUGUAUGAGGCCAAGCCUGCAGAAUCAUCGACAGACGCAGCGGAAGACUCAGAUGACUCGGGUGUCAAACAUUCCGAGAUCGUGACGCCGUCACCAGAGGAUCUUUCAGACCAGGAGCGACAGGCGAUUGCUUACCUCAAGAAGCUCAACGACCCCAAGUCCGACAGCUUCGAGACAAGUGUUUUCAGUUCUGUAGAUGAACCAGACAUCAAGAACCCUCUUCUUCGCCAAUGGAUCAUCGACCCCUACAUUCAAUGGGCGAAGAAGGUUGUCCGAGUCGAGACCGAUGUCAUUAUGGUCACGCAUCUGCUGCUGUAUUUCUGCACCAGCAUCCCGUCGGCAACCUACUUGUACAUCAACUUCCAUUGGUGGCACGCUGUACUCCACUGUGUCAUGCAGGGCUACUACAUGGGAGCAUACACUCUCCUGAAACAUCAGCAUAUCCACAUGCGUGGUGUUCUCAGCAAGAAGUACGACUUCGUCGAUCGGCUAUUCCCAUACAUCCUUGACCCAAUGAUGGGUCAUACAUGGAACUCGUACUACUAUCACCACGUUAAGCAUCACCAUGUCGAAGGCAACGGACCUAACGACCUUUCUUCUACAAUUCGCUACCAGAGGGACAGUGUUUGGGACUUUGCGCAAUACGUCGGUCGGUUCUACUUUCUGAUCUGGCUCGAUCUGCCGAUGUACUUCUUGCGUACUCGCAAGCCUAAUCUGGCGUUUCAGGCUGCUGGAUGCGAGAUCGGCAACUACAUUUUCCUGUACUUUAUGUACAGUUUUGUCAAUGCUCGCGCGACGACGUUCGUGUUCUUGAUCCCUCUCGCUUUCAUGCGCUUGGCUUUGAUGACUGGCAACUGGGGACAGCAUGCUUUCGUUGAUGAGGUCGAGCCGGACUCUGACUUCAGGUCAAGCAUCACCCUCAUCGAUGUACCCAGCAACCGAUACUGUUAUAACGAUGGCUACCACACCUCCCAUCACCUCAACCCGCUCCGCCACUGGCGCGAGCACCCAGUUGCUUUCCUUUCGCAGAAGAAGCAGUACUCAGACGAACAAGCGAUCGUGUUCUACAACAUCGACUAUUUCUUCCUUACCGUCAAUCUGCUCAGAAAGAACUACGAGCACAUUGCCAAAUGUCUCGUACCCAUGGGCGAUCAGAUGAAGCUCACGCUUGACGAGAAGGUUGAGAUGUUGAAGCGCAAGACGCGGAAAUUCACUGAGGAGGAGAUUGCGGAGAAAUGGGGCAAGCAAUAUGCCAAGUUGAAGUAGAGGUAGAUUACACUGGUAACCUAGCAAUGAUAGGUAUCUAUGUAUAUUCUUUCGCCCGUUCAAUAACGAUCACCACCGCUCGGUAACGAUAACAAGCCAGAUCUCGAGGCACUGCUGCAUUCUGUUGUUCUUGCCCUGUGAACCCACGUGCUAGCGUGCAGUACCUGCCCCGGCACGUUCGCUCACCAUAUUAUUCGGUCUUGGAGCCGAUCACUACCCCUCGUCACAACAGCAUCCUGCACCCAUCACUACUCCACUUCCAGCAAUGGCG